CACGCUGAACCAUUUAAUCACAUUCACACGCAUACAACCAAAUCAAAAUGCAUUACAGAUAUACACCACCAUCGCCGCCAAAUUCGCCGACACCGUUUAGUACCAAUUGGGUGCAGAACGUCGACGACGAUGAUGACGACGACGACGGGUCGCCAGUGAUAAUACCGAUGAGCGUGGUAGACGCUGCAGCAGCGGAAGCGGUGAGGCGUAUACAGCUGCGAAUAGAGAGGGUGUUCUCGCUGACCGACGUAGUGGAUCUAACGAUGUCUUCGGAGGAGGAGGAGUGCAGUUCGUCAUCCACGUCGAGUGUGAUGGAGCUACCCGUCAGCGACACGGAGAGCACAGUCGAAGAAGAGACUGAAAGUAGUAGUAGUAGUGCCGAUGAUGAUGAUGACGACACUGACUACGACGACGAAGACGACGACGACGAAGAAGAAGAAGAAGAAGAAGAAGACAAUGACGACGACGCUAGCAAAAAUGGAUGA
Molecule: messenger RNA, 485 nt
Organism: Adelges cooleyi (spruce gall adelgid)
Lineage: Eukaryota; Metazoa; Arthropoda; Insecta; Hemiptera; Adelgidae
Product: ribosomal L1 domain-containing protein CG13096-like
Exons: 4
Coding region: 48-485 (145 amino acids)
Source: RefSeq, a predicted model, not a curated record